CAGUAGUUCUAUCCUCUGUCCUCUUUGUGUCAUUCCUUAUACCAUUAAAAUGGCUGUUGUGGCAAAGUCUGCUCUCCGCAGCUCUGUGCGCCCCGCUACGGUGGCCAGCCGAGCUGCUCGCGUGGUGCCUCGCGCUGCCAUUGAGUGGUAUGGCCCUGACCGGCCCAAGUUCCUGGGCCCCUUCUCUGAGGGCGAUACCCCUGCCUACCUGACUGGCGAGUUCCCCGGCGACUACGGCUGGGACACUGCCGGCCUGUCCGCUGACCCGGAGACCUUCAAGCGCUACCGCGAGCUGGAGCUCAUCCAUGCGCGCUGGGCCAUGUUGGGCGCUCUGGGCUGCGUGACCCCCGAGCUGCUGUCCAAGUACGCGGGUGUCUCGUUCGGCGAGGCUGUCUGGUUCAAGGCCGGCGCCCAGAUCUUCGCUGAGGGCGGGCUGAACUACCUGGGCAAUGAGAACCUGGUGCACGCGCAGUCCAUCAUUGCCACCCUGGCCUUCCAGGUUGUCGUGAUGGGCCUGGCUGAGGCCUACCGCGCCAACGGCGGCCCGCUGGGUGAGGGCCUGGACCCGCUGCACCCCGGUGGCGCCUUCGACCCGCUGGGCCUGGCUGACGACCCGGACACCUUCGCCGAGCUCAAGGUCAAGGAGAUCAAGAACGGCCGCCUGGCCAUGUUCUCCAUGUUCGGCUUCUUCGUGCAGGCCAUUGUGACCGGCAAGGGCCCCAUCGAGAACCUCUCUGACCACCUCGCCAACCCCAGCGCCGUCAACGCCUUCGCCUACGCCACCAAGUUCACCCCGUCUGCUUAAAUGUAGUACUUGGUCGUCUCGUGCACAUCGCAUCCUGACACCUGUUCAGAUGUUUUGUAUGUCCAGUAGUUCGUUGUGAUGUUGAAGGUUGUAUAGGUCCGUGUUUUUGUGGCAAACGCAAUUUUCCACGGAAUAUCGGCUACCGAUAGCUGGCCGCUUCGGUCCCUGUUUGCUGUUCUUUUGAUCGUUGGUUUUGCUUUGUUACCUGUGGGCAUGAAGAGCAUUCUGACCUUGCCUUUUUCGAGAAGAAGAAAACCUUAGUUGAUUUAGUUGUCCUCUCUGUGUGGAUAUGUCUAGUUGUGAUGUCUUGUAUGCUUGAUUGGUCUCUGCAGCAUCGGAUCUUUAGGUCUGGUGAUAAUCUGACUGUAUCGGCGGAUAUCUUGUAACAGUCUCAAGAUUGUCCGCAUUGAUUAUGCUUGUUAACUGAAAUAAUACUGUCACUAUUAAAAAAUAACAAUGAC
Messenger RNA from Volvox carteri f. nagariensis, 1266 nucleotides. Its product is annotated as light-harvesting chlorophyll a/b-binding protein. The record is from RefSeq and is a predicted model, not a curated record. Gene Ontology annotation, cellular component: chloroplast thylakoid membrane; plastoglobule; chloroplast envelope. The transcript is spliced from 4 exons. NCBI's taxonomy places the organism in Eukaryota, Viridiplantae, Chlorophyta, Chlorophyceae, Chlamydomonadales, Volvocaceae. Gene Ontology annotation, biological process: response to light stimulus; photosynthesis, light harvesting in photosystem I. The coding region runs from base 50 to 805 and encodes 251 amino acids.